GGGCGCGGGAGAGCGCGCUUUGCCUGAGCCGGCCCGGGAGCGGCCGCGUAGAGUGUGGGGCGGCGGCGCGAUGGCUCCGGCUGGGGACCGCGAAGGCUACUGGGGCCCCACGACCUCCACCUUGGACUGGUGUGAGGAGAACUAUGCGGUGACCCUGUUCAUCGCUGAGUUCUGGAAUACAGUGAGUAACCUGAUUAUGAUCAUACCUCCAAUUUUUGGUGCAAUUCAGAGCAUUAGAGAUGGACUGGAAAAACGGUAUAUUGCUGCUUACUUAGCACUCACAGUGGUAGGGAUGGGAUCCUGGUGUUUCCACAUGACUCUGAAAUAUGAAAUGCAGCUAUUGGAUGAGCUCCCCAUGAUUUACAGCUGCUGCAUAUUUGUGUACUGCAUGUUUGAAUGUUUCAAGACAAAGAGCUCAAUAAACUACCAUCUGCUUUUUACCCUAGCUCUAUUCAGUUUAAUAGUAACCACGAUUUACCUAAAAGUGAAAGAGCCUAUAUUCCAUCAGGUCAUGUAUGGAAUGUUGGUCUUUACAUUAGUACUUCGUUCUAUUUAUAUUGUCACAUGGGUUUAUCCAUGGCUUAGAGGACUAGGUUAUACAUCCUUGACUAUCUUUUUAUUGGGAUUUUUAUUGUGGAAUGUAGAUAACAUCUUUUGUGAUUCACUAAGGAACUUUCGAAAGAGAGCGCCCCCUGUCCUAGGUGUUACAACACAGUUUCAUGCAUGGUGGCAUAUUUUAACUGGCCUGGGUUCUUAUCUUCACAUCCUUUUCAGUUUAUAUACAAGAACACUUUACCUGAAAUGCAGGCCAAAAGUGAAGUUUCUCUUUGGGAUCUGGCCAGUGGUCAUGUUUGAACCUCAGAGGAAACACUGAUGAAUUAUUCCACCAAGAAAACAAAAAGCACCCAUCGUCGUUCUGCCAAGAUGGUCAAGAAGGUCCCAAAGACUUGCACAUUCAAAGAUGCCAUGCCCAUCACAAGAAAUGAAUGACUCAGCCACACAGAGAAUGAGCAAUCAGUCUGUUGGGUGGUCAGCUCCUGGCUUUAUCUCAUUUGUCCUCGACCUAAGAUGCUUACAGAGAAACAGAUGGGGUGUAUAUUUAUAUUCUGGAAUGGUGGGAAAGUUGGGCUUUUUUUAACAGGUUAACAGUUUGUGCUGGUCAUCCAUGGAAAAAUUAAUAUUUUUUAUUUUCUUUUUUUAUAAGAGUUGCAUGUUAAUUAUACCUUUCUUAAUUUUUGAUUAAAUAUUGAACAAAGUCAUUAAGGACUAGCAAAAUCCCAUAUCCAGAUGGUUGACUCUGAGCCAGCACUUAGCUGUGUCAGCUUUGAUUUAUAUUAUUAUAUUAACCUCACAGAUGGUUUUCCAUUAUUAAAAAGAAAAAAAAAAAGACCUGGCUGUGGCAUUCUAGGUAGCUCCUUACUAUCUGCCUUGGUGCUAGCUGGAGUGCUGUAAGCAAACUCUGACCUGCCAGUGACUGGGCUCUGUUGUCACCUCCAAUAAUUUGUCUCAGACUCUGUGGGCCACAGCCAGUCAAAGGGGUGGGUCAUCUAUCAUCCCUCCAGAAGCUCUUCCGGAAGCACAUGUGCAAUGUAGUCCCUUUCACCAGUUAAAGUCUGUUUUGCUUUCUUUAAUCUUCAAGUUAUUAUUAUUUUUGUGUCUAGCAAAUUUAACUGGUGGUCUGGCCUACCCAUAUUCUGUAUGCCAGCAUAGUUUAAGUGAAGUUAUUUGGGAAAGUUGUACAUUUUUUACUUUUUGCAUUAUAUAGUAUUUUCCAGUUCUCAGAGAAGUCAUGGCUAUACCCAGACACAUAUGUCAGGUUAACUACUAGUAAAAUGGUCAGAACUGUUUUGCAUAAGGCUUAUUAAAAUAUUUGCUCCUUAAUUUUUUGAGGAGAAGAAAUACAAGUGUUGAAACAGUACUGACUUGUAACUUUUACAGCAUCUAGAACUUAGAAAACUAAGUAAUAGCAGUAAAAUCUCAUUGUGAGGCAGAUAGUUCUAAUUUGGAUUUGAAUGUAUAAGAAAUUGAAUUGAUUGUCACAAACAGUAAAUGAAGGAUCAUAUAUCUAUUGAUUGUAUCCUGAGAUGUGGCUUCAAAAGAAAAGUAGGGGUUUUUUUUCUCAUGCAAAACUGAUUAAAAACAAACAACUUUCCCAUUUUUCCAAUAUUCAUUAACUAGCCUUAGCCUGGCAGAGUGAUAAUGCACACCUUUAAUCCCAGCAUUCAAAAGGCAGAGGUAGGCAGAUCUCUGUGCAUUUAAGGCCAGCCUGGUCUACAUAGUUCCAGGCCAAACAGGGAUACAUAGUGAAACUGUGUCUCAAAAACAAAAACAAAACAGUGUUUGGUUCAUUAGGUAGUCUUGCUACAUUUUUAAAACCAAAAAUGUUUCCCAGAUGGCCAUUAAACAAACACACCUUUUAUAAAAGCAAGACAUGCCAAAACAUAAAUCUUAGAGAACCUCAGUUGUGCUUUCACUGUUAGCAUGGGUCAGAGUCCAGAGUGCACCCCACUGAGAUGCCCAGGUUCCUGUGUUCUAGAACAAGAGUUGGACCAGAGACACAUGGGUAGUGAUGGAAAUAGAAAUCUUUUACUAGGAAAAAAGAUAAAUAUUACCCAGAAUGGGAGUGGGCCCAAAGACUGGCAAAGAAAGUUCUAAGACCAAAAGGCCCUUGGCCAAGAGAGUCUCUAUCUUUUAUAGCACAUUUACAUAGCCUCCAUCUUUUCUGGCAAUUAGAGAAGGUAGGGCUUUUUUUUAAAGCAUGCUCUUUUGUUAUGCAUAGACCUCAGUUGGAGGGGUUUCCAGUAUUCCUUUGGGAUUGUUUUUUGUUUGUUUGCCUCUAGAACUUCCUAUUCGCCUACCUCACUUUACUCCAUCCUCAGAGCUGUGGUCUUAAAAAUCUGAGGAUGAUAAUCUAUUUUAUACAAUUUCCUUGCUGAUGAGGAGUGUAGUCCUUGCCAAAGAGAGACUACAAAGCUCUCUUCCUAUUGUAUCUAUUGGUUGGAAAGGAGGCUUUGGAGUUUUUGUUGUGGGAGUUGACUUGAAUCCCUAUAUCAUAAUGAGUUAAGUUUGAAACUGUCAUAUCCUAGAAGACACAGAUUUUACAGGAUCAAAAAAAGAUGCAAGAAUUUGGACUGGAGAAAUGGUUUAGCAGUUAAGAGCACUAAUUGCUCUUGCAGGGGACCUGGGUCUGAUUCUCAGCAUCCACAUGGCAGCUCACAACCAUCCAUAAUUGCAAUUCCUAAGGAUCUAACGACCUCUUUUGGCAUUUGCAUGCACCAGACACACAUGUGAUACACAUACAUAUCUGCAAGCAAAACAUCCGUACACUUAAAUAAAUCUUAAACAAGUUGUCAAUGCAAGAAUAAUAUGAUUAUGCCAACCAGUGGCCCCAUAAAGGACCAGAGUCAAGAAAACCAAAAGCUGUGCAAUUGUUCUGGAUAUGGUCCUUUAGACUGCUAAAACAAAUUAACAAACAAACAAAUAAAACCAUAUAUACAAACAAAAAAAUCCCAACCGAUGGUUAUACAUUAAGAUCAUGGCAAAAUACAACAGAACAAUUUUUAGGAAAAAAUCCAAUAGUAGAAUAUGUUAAGGGGAAGAUAUUAUAGAGUUGUAACCAUUGAGUACCAACAGUGCCAAAAGAAAAAGAAUGAAAAAAAAACAAAACAAGGUUAUAAUUACUGACAGAUUUAUAGUAGAGUUUAUCUUUGCCUUUAAGAAGUUAAAGCAUCCUGUUUGUUGUCUGAAGAGAUCUUUAAGUCCUUCAGCCUUUUAAUAGCUUAUAGGUGUAGGGUCCUUGUGUUCUUGAAGCUGCGGAGACUUGGGUCUUAUGGACACUGGUGCCACUCCCUUACAAUGACCUCUACAGGCUGUAUCUUGUCUCCAAACAUCUAGUGCCCUUCUUUAACCAGCUUUAAUACCCUGUCAGAUAUAGUAUAUUAUCUCUGUCCAGGAUCUCCAGAGAAAUACGAUUUUAGCAAUGCAGAGUUGUAACCAAAAUAAGGGAGACUUUCCUUUUUUGGUAAGACUUAAUAUGUCCUUUUUAUUACAUACAGAGUAAGUAUACCCAGUCUAAUGUUACUGCUUGAUGGUAUUGUAACUCCUAUAAUUUUCAUUAUGGAAAGGAAGUUCAACUUAAAGAUCUUUGGCAAACAUAUCCAUCAUUCUAGAUGUAUCUCAACCAUUCCAGAAAUCUUACAUCCAUCACUUGUAUACUAAGAGCACUCUUAUAAAAGGGAUCAGUCCAACAGAAGAAUUCUUAACACAGCAUCUGGAGAAUGGGAUCAACACAAAGCAUUUUGAUGCUGUUUUAUUUUUGUUACCCUUGACUUUAAAAAAAAAUGAAAUAAAAUUUUAAUCUUUUCCAGAA
Molecule: messenger RNA, 4369 nt
Organism: Peromyscus eremicus (cactus mouse)
Lineage: Eukaryota; Metazoa; Chordata; Mammalia; Rodentia; Cricetidae
Gene: Acer3
Product: alkaline ceramidase 3
Exons: 11
Coding region: 71-874 (267 amino acids)
Biological process (GO): ceramide metabolic process; phytosphingosine biosynthetic process
Cellular component (GO): endoplasmic reticulum membrane
Source: RefSeq, a predicted model, not a curated record